GAGCACAAACAGGGGUGAGGUGGAGAGAGAAGGGGGACACAGAAUCUGAAGCAGGCUCCAGGAUCUGAGCUGUUAGCACACAGCCUGACACAGGGCUCGAAUUCACAAACUGCAAGAUUAUGACCUGAGCCAAAGUCGGACGCUCAACUGACUGAGCCACCCAGGUGCCCCUAUAUGAAAUAUAUUUUAAAUUGAAGGUUAAGAUAGAUUAAGAAGAAAGUGUUUUCUCUUGUAACCGUUAAAAAUAAAAAAAACAUAGUUAAAUCAGUUCAUUUACUUGUAAGUAAUUCUUGUUUCACUGAUCUAGGGUUAAGUAAUCUAUUUACACAAAGUUGUCUGCACUGGACUAACAGAAUCGUAGAAAUCCUUACCAAUUCUCUUGAUUUAGUGAUUACAGAUGUUGAUUCAUGAAGGUAAGGUCAGCUUUAUCCCAGGAUGCCUGUAUCCAGGAGUCUCUUCUACAUAACAGUAACAGUUCAGAUGAUUUGGUACAGUCCUUUACUAAGGAUCUUUUGAUGUACAUCUUUCCUUCUUUCCUUGGGUACAGUGGCAGCAAGGAUGUUGACUCAUUUUUGUUUCUUGAGUCUCAUUGCUACAGUUGGUCUAGUUGCUCUCUUCAUAUGGUAUACACUGCUGUUAUUAGAAUUUUAUUCACAAUGUUUGGAUUUCCUUUACCCCUUGUCUGUGUAGCACCCUUGUUUUCCAUGUGUCAUGUCUUUUUAUUGGUUUAUUCAUUAGAGGAAGAAGACCGUAUUCUUUAGUAGCUUUUUGAGAAAGAGUAAAUGGGAAGUAUAUUUUGUGAAACUGUAUGUAUCUGAAAAUUAUCGCUAUGUAUUAGAUACUUGAUUGAUAGUUUGGCUAGGUAUAGAAACCUGGGUUGGAAAAUAUUUUUCAGAAGUUUAAAUGCACUGUUCCAUUGUCUUCUUGCUUCUGUUACUGCUGAGAAAUCUGAAGCCAUUCUUAUUUGUGAUUUUCCCUUCACUGGCCGCUUGUAGAAUUUGUUAUUAGUCUUCAGUGUCUUGAAAUUUCACUGCAAUUCUUUGAUGUGGAUAUGUUUAUCAUUGUUUGCUGGAAUUCAUCAGGCCCUUUCAGUUUGGCAACCCUUGUUUUUCAGUCUUGGAAUUUUUUAUUAAGUGAUUUCAUUGGUGAUAGCUGUUUUCCAUUCUGUCAUUCCAAUGUGAAUUUUUGGAGGGGUACUUGACUUUUCUUAGAUUUUUUUUCCGUUGUAUUUACAACUUUGUCUUUUUGUUCAGCUAGAUUUCUUCAACUUUGUCAUCUAGUUCUUCUAUUGAGUUUUUCAUUUUUUAUGUUAUGUUCUUAAUGUCUACUUUUUGUUUUUAGCCUGUAGUCUUUUUUUUUUUUUAAGUAAACUCUGUGCCCAACAUGGAUCUUGAACUCACAACCCCAAGAUCAAGAGUCUUAUGCUCUACUGUAUGAGCCAGCCAGGAACCCCUAGUAUUCUAUUAUUGACACAUGAUUGUAUUAUUUUUUCUUAUCUGAGGAUAUUAUUUUUUUUGAAGUUUUUUUUCUUGCAUAGUCUUUGUGAGUUUUUUUGUUUAGGUUUGUUUUUUGGUUUGUUUUUGGUUUGUCUUCCAUGUGAGACUUGUCUCGGUUGUCCUUUUUUUCUUGCCUGACUGUUGUGGAAAAUUAAGAAGUUGAUUAGAAUAUCUAAAUUUGUCAGCUUUUAAACUUUUUAGGCUUUUCUGUGUGGGGUGGUUUUGAGAGCUCCCAAGACCUUACAGUCUUGUGUUUUGUGGUUUUUAAGUACACUCCGUUUUCAUUUUCUUAUGUGGAGAAUAAGGGUCUGAUUGGUAGCAUUCUGGAAGAUUAAUGGAAGAAAAGGACUAGGUGUCUCUGCAGCCAGCAUUUAGUCCCUCUCUUUUUGGUAUGCCACUCUCAUUUUUAAACGUGGAUGUUGUCUUCAUAGUUUUGCUAGGACUCUGGAGAGGAGGUAUUCAGUGGAAUGUGGUAAGGAUAUCGAUGGUAUCUUAUUGAUUUGCAAACAGCUUUCACUAGUAUUCCCUUUUUUAGUCAUACCAGCCUUACUGUUUGCUCCCUUCGUCCCAGUCGUCCUUGUUCUUUUAGUCGCUAUGUCUUUUGAAGUUGCCGCCAUGUAACUCAAAUUGGUUCUUGUCCCCAGUGAAGCAUGUACUAUGAUGUUUUGGGAACUGCUAAGUUAGUUACCAGUGGUUUUGCUUAUUUUCAUCUUCCCAAAUCUUUUUAGCUAUUUUCUUUUUUACUUUUCUCCUUGUUCCUAAGGAUUUAUGCUUUCAAAAACUACCUUCAUUGUAGUUUUAGUGGGCUUUGAGAGAGGGGAAUUAUGGUGUUUUCAUUUCAUUGUCUUAAUACCAUUCUCAUGUUUAUUUUCUCUUUUAGCAUAUGUAAGAUUGGUAAUAACAUGUAACUGAAGUAUAUUAGUUAAAUAAAAGUGUAUUUAGUUUUUACUUGAUAUAGUGAAACCUGUUAUUUAGGUUCUAUGGAAUCUUCAAUAUUUUGCAUAUGUAAAAUCUUGUAAUAGUAUGGUAUAUGUUAUAUAAAAGGUUAUAGUAGUUAAUUACAGUUAUUCUCUUCCAGUUCUCUUUGUUGCUUGGGCAACCCAUAGCAAAUGGUCACAUUCUCUGCUCAUAAAAAUUUGAAAUUAUGGUACUCUUGUUUUACAUGAUUAUUAAGACUGAAAUGAAAAAAUUAUGUGAAAAGUGCUAGUUUUUAUUUAGAAAGAGAUAAAACAUUGAGUAAUCAUGGAAAUGUUUACCUAAUAUUUGAAGUAGCUUUGAAAUGUGUUUGCUUUUACAAAUAAACAAUAAUUGGGUUCAUUAGGACUUAUCCUAUUUAAAGCAAAUUUCUUAUAUGACAUAAAAGCCAAGCUGUAUUCUUAGUAAAAUUUGAAAACGUAAAAGUAAAUAAUAUACCUAUGUUCCAUAAUUUUCUAUAGGCUUUUUUCAUAGUUCAACUAUUCUGAGCACAUAGUAGAUCCUAUAAAAACACUAAAAACUGGACAAUGCUCUACAAAAGGUAUUUUUUCUAUGUUGGUUUUUAAGUACAGAGGUGUUUUAGGACAAGGCUAAAAACUUGUUGACUCAUUAGUUGACUUCUUUUUCCUAGAAAGUAAGAGUUGAGCUCCUGAAAAUGAAAGUUUUAAAGAUGUAGAAUUUUCUGAGAUUUUUAUAGUAGAAAUGAAAACACUGGGAAUUAACUUAAGCUCAAUAUCCGUCUAUUGAACAAAUACUGUGUUUCACACUGUGGAAGUGAAUGGGAAAUGACAUAAGAUGUAAUUUCUGUCCUUUAGGAACUCAUUAUAAAGAUAUAAGCAAUGAAAUGUGAUAAGUGUAAUGAUGGUAUGCACAAAAGAUCUUGAGAGAGAAAUUACAGCUGGCUUGGGGGAUGGGUAUUGUAAGGGGAAAAGAGAGUAAGUAAAAGAUUGUUACUGAUGAGAUAAUUUAGGUUGAAUCAUGAGUAAGAUUUAUUGGGUGAACUAGGGUAGUUUCUUUAGGAUAGAGUGAAACAUAUGGGCAGUGGCACCAGUUAUCUGAAUAACAGUGUAAGUAUUUUUCUUUUCUGAACUAUUUUCAUGAUGUGUAGAAACAGAACCAAUGUGGGAAGAAAUGGGUGAUGGAAGCUCCAUGGGCUCAGACUGGGUGUAGUCUAGGAUGGAUUUCAGCUCUUAGCACUUUUGUGAAGUUACUUAAUCUUUGAGCCUGUUGUUUUCAGUCAUGAGUUGGAAGUAACAUAACCUCAUAGGAUUAGUGUGAGAAUUAAUUGAAAUGAUGCAUGUAAAACUCAUCUGAAGAUUUGAUCUAUAUUAAUGUACUUCCCUACUCCUUUGUUUUCUAAAGUCUCAUGUGUGAAGUAGAUAAUCAGUAUAUUUAUUGUUUUGUUUUUUUUUUAAUGUGCCUUGGGAUAAUAGAGAAAAUCUAGUACAUUGGUAGUUAAAUGAUUGUAUUGGCUGGAGGAGGAUUGGUACAAUGAGGGAAUGUAGAUUAUGUCUUUUAUUUUGAAGUCUAAAUUGGGUGAAAAGGAGUUGUUAUAGCUAAUAGUAAUAGCCAGCAACUUAGCUUGCUUCAAAAAGCUUAGACUGAGAAAAAAGUAGUCAGGAUUUACAUUGGAAAAGUAUUUGGCAAGACAGGGGAGGCUUGGGGAGGAGGGGAUGGGACAGGGUACAUUUGAGGGUGUGUUACAUAAUUUAAAUUUUUGUAGAACAGACUUCCAAAAGAAUCUGCUUCCUGAAUAUCAGAAGUUGCUCAUUCAGCAGCUUUAAAAAUUUUGGCUAUUUGUCUUGACAUUAACCUUAGUCACAUUUUAGUGCCACAGUAAUGUCUAUCCUGUUUGAAUCUUUCACAGUUUACCAAUCUCUUGAUUUUAGCAACUAGAUUUGAGCCAUCCUCAGAGAAUAUUAUUAUUAUUAUUAUUUUGAAGAAUUAAUCUGGCUUGGUUAAAUGUAACCUUUUUCCCCCAAUGUACUAUUUGAAGCAGUUUUUACGUACAUCGUCCAAUUUGACUAAUGGAGAAUAAGUAGGGAUCUUUUAAAAAGCUGAAUAGUUUUGUUUCAUUUUUAAACUUUUGUUAUGGGAAGAUUUAAAUAUAUACAGAAAUAAAAUGAAAUAAUCAACUCCAUGUGCCCAUCACUCAGCUUGAACAAUCAUCAACUUAUGGGGCCAAUCGCCUUUUGAAUAUAUCCCUUCCACCUCCCUGCACCCUUAAUGAAUUUUAAUAAAUACCUACAUCUAGUGGUGGAUAGACACAAGAUCACAUAGGGCAGCUAGAUUUUAGGAAGCUUAACCAAGGCAAAGAGAAGGAAAAGGUGGAUUUCCUAGAUGAUGUGAGCUAUCUAUCAAGCACACAGGUUCCUUCUGUGCUCUUGUCCUUCACUUCUCUUGAUGGGUAGGUUACUGCCAAGACAGAUUUGUUGGGAUCUCGCUCAAAUUUGUCUUGUUUAUAUAUCCACUUUCCGACUGAAUUUUACCCUUUUGUUUUCCCAAUUUUCUUUUUUUCCUCCAGGGGUGUCUACAUUCUUUAUUUUUAUUUGUUUUUCACCCAUAUUAAAAUGUUGGGAGGUCUGUGGCAGGGCAUGAAAUUUAAUUUGCCCUGGGACCAAACACUCACCUGGAAAUGUCUUUGUGGCCAUCUGGACUACAAAAGAGAAGAAAUUGUUUUUAUCUUUAUAGCUGAUGACUCAAAAUAAGCUUUGUUGUCAUUGUAGCUCUAAUGACUCUAGUCUCUUCCCAGCGAUUACUUAAAAUUAUUGUCAAGAUUCAAAAAUUUGACUGCAAGCUUUAACCAUUCUGCUAGAUUUGAGUACUUUGGGGCUUAGAUUCUGUGGGGAAAAAGAGAAUAAUUAGCCUUCUAUAAAUGGAAAUUGGCUAUCAGGAUUUAAACAACUUAAUUUUCCAGAAAUUUUAAAAAUUGGCACUCUUUUUGUGAUAAAAGUACUAUAAAAGACAAAAAAAAAAAGGGCCUUGAGCAGACUUUUUUUUUCUGGACUGAAAUGGAGGCUUUCUUUCAAGCGAAUUCCCUGAUGUUUGCUGUGUGUGAUUUGGCUCUAUCUCUGUAACUGCUAAUAUGUGGCAUGGACUUCAAGCUGUCUGGGAUCUGGAUGUGCCCAAAGUCUGUAUUGCAAGUCGGGGUGGAUUCGCAGGCAUUGUGUUACAAAACUGGCUUGCUGCCUUCUCUGUUUUCUGUGUCCUAACCAGCUGCAUUGUUUGUUGCAGUAUAUGCAUUAGCUGUUGUCUGUGUUCAGUUUCCUGCAGGCUGAAAAAGUGGGAGGGGCUUUCUUUGAUACAUAGCUGAGUUUUCACUGUGUGAGUUCUUGAGUGCACAUUGCAGCCAUCUUAAUUACACUUUAGUGCAACUGAGACAGUGCAGCUGUCUCAAAAUGGCUGCUGACUUAGUCUUUGUAGCUGCUUAGGCAGCAACUAUGCCAGUGAGGAGACUUGGCACAUGCAUCAGGACCAGAGAUUCAAAAUGGAUAGUAUAGAAGAACCUCAGAAAAAAGUCUUCAAGGCUCGAAAAACAAUGAGAGUGAGUGAUCGUCAGCAGCUUGAAGCAGUGUACAAGGUCAAAGAGGAACUGUUGAAAGCUGAUGUCAAGCUAUUAAAUGGCAACCAUGAAAAUGGAGAUUUGGACCCAACUUCACCUUUGGAAAAUAUGGAUUAUAUUAUUGACAAGGAGGAGGUGAAUGGCAUUGAAGAGCUUUGUUUUGACCCUGAAAAAAGUAAAUCAGAAUGGAAAGAAACCUCCUGUACCUUAAAUGUUAAUGUAAAAAAUAAGCAGGAUGAUGACUUAAAGCAUGAACCUUUGUCUCCUAAUAAUACAGCUCCUGAACUAGUCUGUAAACUGACUGCUGAACCAUCUUCUGAUGAGCCAGCCUCUGGUGAUCUGGCUAUGGGAGAUCCAGCUGCUGGAGAUUCAGCCCCUGAAGAUCUGGCCUCUGAAGUACUAACCUCUGGUGAUCCUGCCUGUGGCGAUCCCACUUCUGGUGAUCCCACCUCUGGUGAUCUCACCUCUGGUGAUCCCACCUCUGGUGGAAUAGUCUCUGGUGAAACAGUCUCCAGUGAACCAUUCUCUGGUGACUUGGUCUCUGGUGAAUCAGUCCCUGGUGAAUCAGUCUCUGCUGAGCCAGUGUCUAGUGAUCCGGCCUCUGAUGAUUCAGCCUCUGGUGAUCUGUCCUCCGAAGCCCUGGCCUCUGAUGAUCCAGCCUCUAGUGAUCCGGCUUCCGGUGAUCCAGCCCCUGGUGAUCCAGCUUCUGGUGAUCUGCCCUCUGACGAACCCACUUCUGAUGAACUGACUUCUGAAUCAGCCUUUGAUCCUACCUUUGAACCAAGUUCUGUACCAGUUUGUGAAUCUGUUCCUGAAACUGACAUUACAGAGCCUAGUAGCAAUAAAGGUGGUGAUUUUCUUGAGAAAAAUAGUGAUGAUGAAAAGUUAGACCAAAUUUUCUCAUUUGACGAGAAAAAUAAGGCUGAUAGUAAUGUUGAUGGCGAUGAAGAAACUCUAGAAACAGAUGAUACAGUUAUUUGUUCAGAUCUACCUCCUGAAAAUGAAAAGAAAGUAAAGGAAGAUACUGUCACAGAACCUGCUCUUGGAGAGGAGGCUAUAUCUAGCAGUAUGGAAAUUGACCAAAGUGAAAAGAAUGAAAAUGAAAAUUCUGCAGACCGUUCAGAAACCAUUAGUGAAAAUGUUACAAAAGAUGAGAAAAAUGAGAUUAUCUUGGAAAACACAGAUUCUAUGGAGACAGAUGAAAUUAUUCCUAUUUUGGAAAAGCUUGCACCUGCCGAGGAUGAACUUACUUGCUUUUCUAAAACUUCUCUUCUUCCAAUUGAUGAGACAAAUCCAGAUUUGGAAGAGAAGAUGGAAGGUUCUUUUGGUUCACCAUCCAAACAAGAAAGUAGUGAGAGUUUGCCAAAAGAAGCCUUUUUGGUCCUUUCUGAUGAGGAGGAUAUUUCUGGUGAAAAAGACGAGUCUGAAGUUGUACCACAAAAUGAAACAUGCUCUCCAGCGGAAGUAGAAACUAACGAAAAGGAAAGCAAACCUGAGGAAGAAGAGCAAGUAAUAAAUGAAGAUGAAAGACCUUCUGAGAAAAGUGAAUUUUCCAGAAGAAAGCGUUCUAAGUCAGAGGACAUGGACAAUGUACAGUCCAAACGUCGUCGAUACAUGGAAGAAGAAUAUGAGGCAGAAUUUCAAGUGAAGAUUACAGCCAAGGGAGAUAUUAACCAGAAGCUACAAAAGGUUGUACAGUGGUUGCUAGAAGAAAAAUUGUGUGCGCUACAGUGUGCUGUAUUUGAUAAGACUUUGGCAGAAUUGAAAACACGAGUGGAAAAGAUUGAAUGCAACAAGAGACAUAAAACAGUUAUUACUGAACUACAGGCCAAGAUAGCGAGGUUAACCAAACGCUUUGGAGCAGCCAAAGAAGAUCUUAAGAAAAGACAAGAAAAUCCACCAAACCCACCUGUAUCACCAGGAAAGUCUGUGGUUGACGUCAACAGCAAUAAUAACAAUGUGCCAUACAGAAAUGCAGGCACAGUGAGACAGAUGCUGGAGUCCAAAAGGAAUGUAAGUGAGAGUGCACCAACAUCCUUUCCAACCCCUGUGAAUACAGUAUCUUCAACCAAUCUUGUCACUCCUCCAACAGUUGUCAGUAGUCAACCUAAGUUGCAGACUCCAGUUACUUCGGGUUCUCUGACAGCAACGUCAGUUCUUCCUGCACCCAACACAGCUACAGUAGUUGCUACUACUCAGGUGCCUAGUGGAAAUCCCCAACCUACAAUCUCUUUACAACCUUUACCAGUGAUUUUGCAUGUACCUGUUGCGGUAUCCUCCCAGCCUCAACUCCUACAGAGCCAUCCAGGGACUUUAGUGACCAAUCAACCGUCUGGCAACGUUGAGUUCAUUUCUGUACAAAGCCCACCUACUGUGAGUGGUCUCACCAAAAAUCCAGUAUCCUUGCCAGCCUUGCCAAACCCCUCUAAACCAAACAAUGUUCCUUCUGUGGCCAGUCCUAGUAUUCAAAGGAACUCUCCUGCCAGUGCUGCAACCUUAGGAACGACACUUGCUGUACAGGCUGUUCCAACAGCACACUCUAUUGUACAAGCCACAAGGACUUCUUUACCUACAGUAGGCCCAUCGGGACUCUAUAGUCCAUCAAAUAAUCGAGGUCCUAUACAGAUGAAAAUUCCAAUUUCUGCUUUUAGUACUUCGUCUCCUGCAGAACAGAGCAGCACUACUACCCCAAGAAUUGAAAACCAGACAAACAAAACAAUAGAUGCUUCUGUUAAUAAGAAAGCAGCUGAUAGCACAUCACAGAGUGGAAAAGCCACAGGCAGUGAUUCGGGUGGUGUCAUUGAUCUCACAAUGGAUGAUGAAGAGAGUGGAGCUUCACAAGACCCGAAAAAGCUAAAUCAUACCCCUGUGUCAACCGUGGGUUCUUCUCAGCCUGUGUCUCGACCAUUGCAACCCAUCCAGCCAGCACCACCUCUUCAACCAUCUGGGGUGCCAACAAGUGGACCAUCACAGACAACCAUACAUUUACUACCUACAGCUCCAACCACCGUGAAUGUAACACAUCGUCCAGUAACUCAGGUGACCACAAGACUCCCUGUACCGAGAGCGCCUGCAAACCACCAAGUGGUUUAUACAACUCUCCCAGCACCACCAGCUCAGGCUCCCCUGCGAGGAACUGUUAUGCAGGCUCCUGCUGUUCGGCAGGUCAAUCCCCAAAACAGUGUCACAGUUCGAGUGCCUCAAGCAACUACAUAUGUUGUAAACAAUGGACUAACCCUGGGAUCAACAGGACCUCAGCUCACAGUGCAUCACCGACCACCACAAGUGCAUACUGAGCCCCCCCGCCCUGUGCACCCAGCACCCUUACCAGAAGCCCCACAGCCACAGCGUCUGCCCCCAGAAGCUGCCAGCACAUCUCUGCCUCAGAAGCCACACUUGAAGUUAGCACGAGUUCAGAGUCAAAACGGCAUUGUACUGUCAUGGAGUGUCCUGGAGGUAGAUCGAAGCUGUGCCACUGUGGACAGCUAUCAUCUCUAUGCUUACCAUGAGGAACCCAGUGCCACUGUGCCCUCACAAUGGAAAAAGAUUGGAGAAGUAAAGGCACUUCCCUUGCCCAUGGCAUGCACUCUCACCCAGUUUGUAUCUGGCAGCAAAUACUACUUUGCAGUACGAGCCAAGGAUAUUUAUGGACGUUUUGGACCUUUCUGUGAUCCUCAGUCAACAGAUGUGAUCUCUUCUUCCCAGAGCAGUUAAACCUUGGAGCCUCUAUCUCUUCCUCUUUCUGACUUCCACUUUUUGGUCUUGUUUUAAUCUUGUGCAUGAUAUCCAUUGUAAAAUCCACAUUGUGCAAGAUUUCUUGGACAGCUGUGUAUAUACACUACAUUUGUUUAUAAUCAGAAGUAAAAUAAACAGCCCAUAAAGCAAGAAUCUUCUCCUGGACAAUUGAAGCUUCAAGGUUUUGAAAUGUAAAUGUGCACCUUGCUUUAGUUUUAAGGCUGGGGAAUAUGUGUGGGUGUUUAUGUGUGUUUUUCCCUAUUUAUAUGUUUACUGCGGUGGAACCUCCUAUUUCCAUUCUCAAUUUUACCUCUCUUCAGGUAUUAAGUAAGUAGAUCGAGGGAUCAGAAGUAUGGUAUGUAACUGGCAUGAUUCUACUUCUAAGGGAUCUGUAGGUUCAUGGUUAAAUGAUUUAAACUGAAUCUAAACAAAACCCAAAGAAAGAAAGAAAAAGAAAAAUGGUGAAAUAGUUUAAAAUAGGUUCAUUUGAACACAGGAAAGGAUUUGUUUGUCUUUUUUCUUUUGUUGGUUGUUCAUUAGGUAAAAAAGAUCUGCAGUGGCCCCUCUCUUUCCUAAUCUGACUCUUACAUUUAUUUUGUGCCUUAGAGAUUAACUACAAAAAUAAACAUGACCAUUUGUCCAUUGUUGAUCUUCUCUUUCAGGCUUUCACCCUUCAUUUCUCCUUCAUCUCCACUAAAUAUAGCACACCUCCCCUCAAGUCACUUUUAAACCAAUCCUUUUAGGUAUAUUCUUAUCAGUGGCAUCACUACAUUUAACUCCCCAAAUUUGACUUGCUCUUUUCUUCUAAGAAUGUAAGUGCUUUUAUCUUUGGUCACUAUUUAAAUUAACUGUGUAAAAUGGACCAAGAAAGACCAUAUUAUGUAAGAAAAUUGUUCUUCAAACAUAUUUUAGGAUUUAUGUUGCAUACUGUGUUAGAGAUUAUAAAAGCAGUGUUAGUUCUCUUUAUCACUCGAAGCAUAGUAUUCUUUCAAAUGUAGUAAAGAAUAAAAUUCACAAAGUACAGUGAACUAAAAUAUCAAAGGGAAAGCUUUAUUUCCUUAUUGUCAUAUCAUUCUUUCUGUUUUAACCUUUUAACUUUAUUUUGAUGGUGCCAAGUUUUGUCUGAUUUACCCUCUGUCAGCUUUAGAUAGGAUUUGGGGUUAUUUUAUUUAACAGUUAGGUAUAACUUUCUGUGUCUCUCUGUUCCUGUUCAAAGUUAAUCAAAUUCAUUUUAGGUCCUGGACUUUCAGUAUGAGUGCCAGCUCUCCUGGUUUCAGGUAGGUGUUUGAGGGUAGAUAGUUUAGGGCAGGAGAAAUGGGGUAAGUUUGGGGAUGAGAGAGAAUGAUUGGGAAUAGUGUGAAAGGAAUUCAUGGAGUUUGUCAAAUAGUUUUUCAAGUCAUCUUCCCUUACCUUAUUUAAAUUCCUACCUUCUCAAAAUAAAUUCAUCUUUAGUUUUCCCUGGAAUUAUAGGAGGGAGCUAUUCCUUCUGUGAAUGCUGCUUUGUUUGCAACUUUGAUGGCUUGUAAUGAGAAGCAUUCUAGUUGUAAAACUCUCAUUAGAGACUUUCACUGGUCAGUGUACUGUCACAUUAGGUGUGAAGUUUGAUGCUGAAGAAAGUCUACAGAUUGCCAAAAUUGUAAAUGUUCCAAACCUUCCUUUCACUUUCAGAAAAUGAGACCACAAUGAGAAUUAAAGUUUUUAUCAAUCAGAUUUACCAAGCAUGUAGAUGUUACUCAUUCUAGGACUGAUGGUGGUAAAGAAGUUGCCAGUGUCAUGCCAAUGAAAAUUCUGAAAGGGAGAAUUUGAUGAUCUUCUAGAUGUGUAUGAACACCUAUCUAUAUCUGCAUGUGUAUAUGUUUUUACCUGCAAUGGUUGCAUUGUUGAUUAUGUGAUCAAGAUCAUUCCUGUCUGCAGAAUGGAAGGCCCGUGUUCAAAAUUGUUCUUUAUUGGCCAGUUUAUGGUCAUGUGAUGACAAUUUGCCCUAGCCUAGAAAAGCUUCCCUUGGUGAAUGUUUUUAUUUAUAUUCACUAAUCUUUUUUUUUUUUUUUAAAGCUUUCAUAGCAUUAUGUAAUCAGGCAAAAAAGCCCAGUAGAAUGAAAGUAUUUUAGCCUAUAUUGUGUGUUUUCUGUCAAAGGAAGAAAUAAUAAAUGACCAAACAGUAACCCUAAAAAUAUAUUUACUACAGCAAAAUCAAACUUUUUAUUCCAGAAGGUGGAAGGAAGGAAGCUACAAAGAGAGACUGUAAUUAUUUGAGGAAAGCGUUUAUUAUGAGAUGCUUUCCUCAGAUUAGCCUGCCAUGGGAUUUAUAGGCAACAUCUAUAUUGAAUUUACUGAAAAAUGCUAGGCUUAGAACUGUUGGCUUUUAUUUUGGGCAGGUUUUAAUGUUGAUGAGCUGACUUUCUGUUUGGUUCAUUUCUUUUGGGAGAAAGAAUGGAGGACUCAACUAGAAAUAGCUACUGAUUACAGACCAUAUUGUAGCAAUUCACACUCCAUGGUACCUUUUUUAUUUCAUGGUACCUUUUCACAAAGUAUUACAGAUAAGUUUGAUUAUCCCAUUUUGGGAAUGCAAGUUUGCUGCAUUUUUAGCUGGACAAUACUUGUCUAAGUGCUGCCUUAUUGGAAAUUCUGAAAACUUCUGAUAUAUUGACCUGAAAUGUAGGGUGUUCAUAUGGUUUUUAAAAAGUAAGUGAUGUUUGUUACUCUCUGUUUUGCACUUUGUCAGAGUAACUUUCACCCUGUUUUAAGUGUAAGCCUCAUUUAAAAAUUAUGUUCUUGCCAGUAAAUUUAUAAAUUACCAAGACAACAUCUGUUGUUAGCUGUUAACUUUAUGAGGUAACUAUAUCCCUGUUUCUUUGGACUCACUUUAAAAUAUGCAGAAUACUGUUUAACACAGUAGACGUUUAUGAGAGAAGUGAGGACAUACAGCUUUCUUCCUUGAAAAGUGAGUAUUUAUUGGGAUGUCAUUUGCCUCACAGAGAGUGUUCCCCACUCACCCUACCCCGAUUGCUGGAUAAUAAAUAAAAGGUUUAAAUGAAAAACGUGACCUAAAGCAAGGAGCUUAGAAUCUUUGGUACAUCUGUCUGCAAAUUCCUUAGGUGGGCUGCACUAUACAGUUCUCUUACUGUAUUGGGAAAGUGUUAACUUAGUUUUUGUUGUUUGCUCUUUUGCUUACAUUUCCCAAAUUAUCAUUUAUGCAGCCAGGUGAAUGUUAAUAUUGCAUGAUAUGCACUUAUCUUGUUCCACGAAUUUUCCAGUACUGUACAAAAUUAACAAAAUAAUGCCUGUGGUAUCUUCUCUUACUUUGAUAUUUGAUACACUGUGAUUUUAGCACAGUAGAGUACUGAAAAGACCUUCCAAGUGUUCUCCCCAACUUUCCUUCUUGGGCUAUUUCAGUAUCAUAUGAGUUAUUUGUUAUUUUAAUUCCAUCAUUGACCAGUCAUUGGCCUAUUUUAUUCUAAUUUCCAGAAAAUACCAUGCCCCAAAUUUGGAUUGUUGGAAAUAAGUCUCUCUAAAAGCAAUGUAUGAUUUUUCCUUCCUUACUAUUUACUGGGUGGGUGAUGCCCCUCUCCACUUUUUAAAAUUUUUGGACAAACAAAAAGAACAGGUGUUUUGUUAGUGUGACAGACGUAGAUCUAAUUCCUAAAACAUAUUCCCCUUGAGCCAGCCAAUGGGGAGGAAAGGAUGAUAAAACACACGUUUUGUCUUCUCAUCUUCAAAUAGUUUUAUCAUGUUACGUAAGUUUCUUUAUUAUUAUUAUUUUUUUAAUUUGUAGAGUCAGCUAAGUACCCAUCAUUUAUGUUUAAAUGCUGAGGGGGGGGGUUGUUUUUGUUUGGUUUGGUUUUUGGUUUUUUUUUUUUUACUUUUUGUACAUAAGGUAACUGGGCAAUCAAACACCUUUUGGGGAUCCUGGCUUUAUUAUUUUCUCAGCCAUUUCAAAAUUAAAUAUAAAAGAAAAUCUUUUGUAGGAAACUUGCAUCCUGAUUUUUCCUUAUUGCAGGUGAAAGUGUAAAUAGUAAGACAAUGUUUAAGACCUUCCUAAUGUCUAAUAUAAACUGGGCUAUAGCAAGUUGCCCUAUUUUUAUUAGGUUUUGAAGGUUUUUGUGUUUUUUUUUUUCUUUUUUAAAUGUACAGUAGAGUGGUGUCUGUAUAAGUGUUAACUGUAGUGGGAUUUUGUCCAGCAAGCCUGACAUUUAUACUUUGAAAUAAACUACUGGGUUUUUAACAUUCUGA
Messenger RNA from Acinonyx jubatus (cheetah), 13998 nucleotides. It is a transcript of the gene ATF7IP, whose product is annotated as activating transcription factor 7 interacting protein. Gene Ontology annotation, biological process: regulation of DNA-templated transcription. The coding region runs from base 5935 to 9747 and encodes 1270 amino acids. Lineage: Eukaryota; Metazoa; Chordata; Mammalia; Carnivora; Felidae. Gene Ontology annotation, cellular component: transcription regulator complex; nucleus. Gene Ontology annotation, molecular function: transcription coregulator activity; protein binding. The record is from RefSeq and is a predicted model, not a curated record. The transcript has 15 exons.